AUGAUAGGCGAUGGCAUCUCCAUUCAGCACCCGCAAGGCAGUGCCGGUAAGCCACUCCAACGCCAGCCUGAAAGACUUUCUACCGCGUACACUACUGCUCUCGAAGAACUCCAAGAACUAGAGUCUGAGCCUUUGUGCCAUCGGAUUGCUGCGCGUUUGCUGGUCAACAACUGUCACCUCCUCGACGGUCAGGAUGAAGCCACCAUUCACAUCGACAGUGGACGAGCAGCCCGAGAUUUUGUCGACUCUUAUGCGGCGAGCCUUGCUAUCUGCGACUUGGAACGGGGUAGCUUCAUGAUUCCUUCGACGUGCUCCAAAUUCCGAGAGUCGACUCUGGCAUCCCUGCCUGUCCCAGCAGCCCCUCAACUCCAUGUUUCGACAGUUGAGAUUGACGACUGCCUCGAGGGGCUUGCCCAGUCGGACUCCGCUUGGAACACCUGGGUGAGCUAUCGACACAAAGCAUUGCGGUUUUGUGAAGCUGCUAGAGCAGAUCAUGACAAAGCCGAGAACCUCCAUCUCUACCAGCGAAUCACCAAGAUCCUCGAGACAAUGACGAACAAGAUUGAGGUCGAGAUGGAAGAGCGCCUUCAGUCGCUCAAUCGCGCAUUCCUCGCUGCGAGUGAUUCAGUUGAGAACCUCAGCCCCCAGGUCCAGCGCCUUCGAUCGGAACUAGAACUCGCCAGUGAUGUUCUUCGAGAGCAGUUGGGCCAAGUUGCACAGGAAUCGGGAGAGACGGUUCGGAGCGGACUCGAAGACGCUAGAAGCCUGCAUCAGCUCAUUACGAUGCUGAUCCGUACAACCAAGGAGAGUGCUGUUGACAUUGCUUCCUCCCACGAAACGGCACUCGAAGUUGCCACCCAAAGAGCAAACAGCGAAGUUGAUGUCUUUGUGACUGCACUCACUACAGCAAUGGCGUCGUCUAUUUCUCUUCAGGACCAGAUGGCAGCGACAGAAUUGCGGACGACAGUGAUUCUUGAGAAGCAAGCAGAGAUCGAAGCUGGGAUGGGAAAACUUGAAGAACUGGCCGGAAAUUUACUCGUCAAGUACGACAAUCACGAUUCACGCCUGGAGCAAGCACAUCUAAAGACCGGCCAAGUUUUGGAGAUGCUUGAUGCAACUGCCGCAUCAGCUGCUGGCUUUCAAAGCUAUGUAUUUGGCGGUUUUGGAUUUGCUGGGCUUUGGCCUCACGUUGUUUUCCCGGCGCUUUCACUUACCAUGGGAUCCUAUGGUCUUCAACCUUCUCUCUGGAGAAACAUUUGGCUUGUUGGCGCUGGUAAGUUAACAGUCUAA
This is a messenger RNA of Fusarium vanettenii 77-13-4, 1290 nucleotides long. RefSeq lists its product as uncharacterized. Bases 1 to 1290 code for a protein of 429 amino acids. Gene Ontology annotation, biological process: nuclear membrane fusion involved in karyogamy; karyogamy involved in conjugation with cellular fusion. Gene Ontology annotation, cellular component: endoplasmic reticulum membrane. The transcript has 5 exons. The record is from RefSeq and is a predicted model, not a curated record. NCBI's taxonomy places the organism in Eukaryota, Fungi, Ascomycota, Sordariomycetes, Hypocreales, Nectriaceae.